AUGUCUAUCUCCAAAUCAUGUGCCACAAGGCUACAGAAGGAGUACAAGGCCAUCGUCCGGGAAUGGCACUUUGUACUGCAAGGCCAGGAUGAGUUCAAGGGCGGAGUGUACCAUGGAAAGAUCACCUUCCCCUCUUCCUACCCAUACAAGCCGCCCUCGAUCCUGAUGUUCACCCCAAACGGCAGGCACGCUGGUUUGGGGAUUGGUAAUGGUCACGGGAAGCUGUGCAAGCGUUCGUUUGCGACCAACACCAAGCUGUGCAUGAGCAUGACCGACUUCCACCCGGAGAGCUGGAAUCCAAUGUGGUCGGUAGGCACCAUCCUGACCGGCCUGCUCUCCUUCAUGUACGACUCCGCCAACAGCACAGGCGUGGUGACCUCCACGCCCGCAGAGAAGGCGGCCCUGGCGGCCCAGUCCCUGGCGUUCAAUGUGCGCAGCCCUACCUUCCGCAAGCUCUUCCCCCACUGGGUGGCGAGGCACGAGGAGGCCCAGCGCGCUGCCCCCCCUCCGGGAAUGGGGGGGGGUUGCAGACCCCCGGAACAGGAUGCGGCAGAGGGGCCGGCGGGGCCUGCGUCGGCGCCAGCAGCCGCAGCCCCCGCGCCUCCACCCGCGGCUGCCCCAGUUCUCACGAGUUGGAGCUUCCUGGCAGCAGCCCUACUGGUGGCGGGGGGGGCAGUCGCGCUGGGCAUCCUGCACCUGAGUCGGGUUGCGGAGCAAUGA
Auxenochlorella protothecoides is the source of this 720-nucleotide messenger RNA. Its product is annotated as putative ubiquitin-conjugating enzyme E2 33. The transcript has 4 exons. NCBI's taxonomy places the organism in Eukaryota, Viridiplantae, Chlorophyta, Trebouxiophyceae, Chlorellales, Chlorellaceae. The record is from RefSeq and is a predicted model, not a curated record. Bases 1 to 720 code for a protein of 239 amino acids.